Taeniopygia guttata (zebra finch) is the source of this 4329-nucleotide messenger RNA. RefSeq names its product heterogeneous nuclear ribonucleoprotein A/B (gene HNRNPAB). The record is from RefSeq and is a predicted model, not a curated record. Gene Ontology annotation, molecular function: RNA binding. Gene Ontology annotation, cellular component: nucleoplasm; chromatin. Gene Ontology annotation, biological process: regulation of gene expression. Lineage: Eukaryota; Metazoa; Chordata; Aves; Passeriformes; Estrildidae.
GGCGCGGGCCCGAGUACGUGUCUGAGGGGGAGGCGGCGGUGGCGGUGCGGCCGGUGCGGAGCAGCCGCGGGGAGCGGGAUCGGCUCCAGCACUAGUGCCGGGGCGGUUUUAAUUAGACUUCGGUCAGCCCGGGUUUUAUCGGGAGCGGAUUUUAAAAGCGCUUCUCGUCCCUCUGCCUCUGCGGACGGGGCACCAUGUCGGAAGCGGAGCAGCAGCUGGCGGCCGGCGCCACCCAGAACGGGCACGAAGCGGCCGAGAGCGCUGGGGAGCAGCAGGCCGAGAGCGGCGGGGCCGCUGCGGCGGCGGGAGCGGCAGGAGCAGCGGGAGCGGCGGCGGGAGCCGGCCCAGCGGCGGGAACAGCGGGCACGGCCGCCAGCCAGAAUGGGGCCGAGGGCGACCAGAUCAACGCCAGCAAGAACGAGGAGGACGCGGGGAAGAUGUUUGUUGGUGGCCUCAGUUGGGAUACAAGCAAAAAAGACUUGAAAGAUUACUUCACCAAAUUUGGUGAGGUAACCGACUGUACAAUAAAGAUGGACCCUAACACAGGAAGAUCCAGAGGCUUUGGAUUUAUUCUCUUCAAAGAACCUGGGAGUGUUGAAAAGGUUCUGGAACAGAAAGAACACAGACUAGAUGGACGACUAAUUGAUCCCAAGAAGGCCAUGGCAAUGAAAAAGGAUCCAGUGAAGAAAAUAUUUGUUGGUGGGCUAAACCCAGAAGCUACAGAAGAGAAAAUCAGGGAAUACUUUGGAGAGUUUGGAGAGAUUGAAGCAAUUGAACUGCCAAUGGAUCCAAAGACCAACAAAAGGAGGGGGUUUGUUUUCAUCACUUUCAAGGAAGAGGAUCCAGUGAAGAAGGUUUUGGAGAAGAAAUUCCAUAACGUCAGUGGAAGCAAGUGUGAGAUUAAAGUAGCACAGCCAAAAGAAGUGUACCAGCAGCAACAGUUCAGUAGUGGUGGAGGAAGAGGUAGCUAUGGAGGAAGAGGCAGAGGUGGAAGAGGCGGCGCUCAAAGUCAAAAUUGGAAUCAAGGUUAUGGCAAUUACUGGAACCAGGGUUAUGGGAAUCAAGGAUACGGCUAUCAGCAAGGUUAUGGUGGCUAUGGAGGCUAUGAUUAUUCAGGAUAUGGGUAUUAUGGAUAUGGACCAGGCUAUGAUUACAGUCAAGGCAGUGCAAAUUAUGGGAAGACACCAAGACGUGGUGGUCAUCAGAAUAACUACAAGCCAUAUUGAUCAAACUUAUUCAGGUAUGCAGUGGCAUGGUCUCUUUUGGAAAAUGACUGCAUAGGUUUUGUAUACAAUGCUGUAGAUGGAUACUUCAGUUCUGUACCAAAUUUAACUUUACAAUAAAUUUCUAUGGCCUGUUAAAUGUGCAUCUUACUUGGAAGAGCUCCCUGGAAAUGUUUUACAUGUUUAAUACUUACCAAUAACUAGUUGUCUAGACAGUGUGGUGUGUCAUUUUCAGCAUUGCUGAAGAUAUUAAUUAAUGAUUUUAUUAAUAGGUUAAACUGAAACUGAUUUUGAGGGUCUGCUUAAAAGCUGCAGCUCUGCAUCUAGGGACUGCCUCUUGGAGUUAACUAUGGACUCUGCAUUACUCCAGUUGUACAGAAUGAGAUGCAUCUUAGGGAACCAGUGUCACUUUCCACCUUUUUAUUUUGUAUUGUUUUUGUGUCAUACAUUUCCUGUAAUGGAAGUGUUAAUUUUACUGUACUUUUUGGUACCUUUUUGGAAUCUAAUGUAUUGUAAGGUAUUUUACAUGUGUUCUGAUUCACCAUGACAUGGAUAUUGAAGCUAUCCUAGCUUUUGAAAUAAAAAAGGCGUAAUCUAGUGUCUUGUGCCAUUCUUCAGCUCAUGUGUUAGUAAAACACCAGUAUCCUGUUCCCAGAACGUAGUUCAUGGCAGUACCUUGAUAGAUUAAGAGUUGUGCUUAAAUGUUUUUAAUCUUAAAACUAGAAGGCUGUGUUGGUAGUUGUGCUCACUUGCAGUUAAAUGGCAGCUAAAACCUGCUGUCAUUUCUGCCUGGAGGUUGUGGAGGACAGCUCAGGUGAGAAGCCCCAGCUGUGGUGGGGCUGUGCUGGUGAGGUGGUGGCUCUGCUCUAGGCAAGCAGAGAGGCUCAGACUAACUGUAGUGGUGUCUGCUUUGGGCUUUGCUAGGAGGAGCCAGAGCUGUAGGGUUCAGGUAGGGCUUGGGAGUCUGGACAGCACUGCAGCAGAGAGCCAAGAGGUGUGCAAGAAGCUGGCUGCACUUCCUCCAUAUUUCACUGUCUUGAGUCUGAGACUUGUCUGCAAGUUGUUAAUAGGCUGCAUAUACCUGCCUUGAAAGGCAGGUUGGACAGACAUUAAAUUAUCAAUGCAAAGUCUGAAUUUUUGCAGCAUUUUUGUACAACAGAAAAGGCUAAAAGAACUUCCACUGCAGUUGUGGGUGGAAAAAAACAUCUCUUUUUCUAGAGAUGAGUGACCAGCUAGAAACACUCUCCUUUUUUGACUUUACUGUUUACUGCUAUUUUAAGGCAAUAACUGUCAUGUGAUUUGCCUGUCUUCUUGCAGAAUAUAAGUAGCAAGCUCUGCUGCACAAUCUUUGUUGCAGUGAUCAAUUCAAUAUUAAUCUCCUUUUAAAGCUAAAAUCUGGCAAUAUUUUUUCUUACAACAAAUUCUCUUUGAACAAGGAACACCUGGAAGUGGAACUAAACCAAGUAACUAAGAAACAAACACAUGUUACUAGUGACCUUUCCAGUUUUUUUAACAAGGGAUGCAGCUAUUUCUGCAUGGACCAUAAUCUGCUGCUCCCUGCUGGUUGUCCUUGAAAAGAAAAACUUGCUUGUAAGUUUAGAAGUCUGUAAGACACUUCUGGUGUUAGGUGGAAGUAUUUUUUAAAAAAUUAGAUUUUAAAUCUUACAGCUGACAACUUUACAGCUGGACCAUGUAACCUCCAGCCCAACUUACUUGCAAAUAAAAACCAGCAGAUCACAGAAACAAAUGAGUACAGUAUUUAGAAGUAUUACUGUCUCAAGUUUUAAAUACUUUACUACAUACUGCAAAUAUUUUUUUUUCUGUGAAAUAAGGGGUAGCAGAAUACUUUUCUAGCAAGCACUUGGCCCUCCAGUGGGAAAAUUGUAUGGUACCAGGACCACUGUGCUGCAGUCCUUCUGGCUAGUAGAGUCCUAGCAAGAGUUUGUCAGCUGGUGUUAUUGUGGUGGUUUUUGUAAGUAGGUGCUCAGGUAAUGCUUCCUUAACACAGGUGAUGUGGCCUUAGGCUGAAACUGAGGAUACUGGUACUUAAAUGCAGAGCUGGCUUUUCCCUUUCUUCUUUGCAUGAAAAGUUUGUGAUACAAAGAACUGCCUGGUGAAAGUAAAGGCUUGUACACAAGGUUGUUGCUUAUGGCUGUAAACUACUCUUAAUUAACUAAUCCUACUUGGAUAUUUCUCCAGGAACAGACUGUGUUUUUAAGAAGUGGUUUGGGAGCCAUGGCCCUCAGCUGUCUGUCCCUCGUGUGUUUGAUGUUAGGAAUUUGGAACUGAAGUUUUUGACUUAACCUGCUGGCUUGAGAGUGUUUGUUGAAUAUAGUGCUGCUUAGGGACCUUGUUGUGACACUGGCUGCUGAAACUCUUCAGAGUCCUGGGAAGGACUGUGUGUACUGGCACCUGGAAUGGUGUUUGCAUAGGUAGCUGAAGACUUGAAAAUAUCAGAACACCCAUUGGCUCAUCCUAAUUUGAAGAAGUCAUAACCUGAAAGUGCAUAAAUUUAGAAAAUGUGUUUUGUAGUGGCCAUUAGAAAAAUCCUCCUUUAUAAACAGUUUUAGAUAUGCAGUUUUAAAUAAAAGCCAAUUCCACACUGCCAGAGUUGAGACAAGCUCUUGUAAAAUUUAUUUCUCCUAGAGCUUUUACUAAAAACAAGAUAAAUGAAAACAAAAAUCAAAGGUGACUUAUCUGGUCUAAGACAUGCUAGGAUGAAGAUUAAAUGUGCAUUAUUAUAGUAGAAUAAUGUUUCUUAGUAGUAGAUCUUGAACAUUGUUUGAAACCUAUGGAAAGAAAAUAAUGUUAUGUUUUUUUGGUAAAAGUAUCAUUAAAAGAAAUUACUUCAUUGCCUCAUUUUCGCUUACAUUAUAUGUAAGUGUCUUACUAGUACUGUACUUAGUAAGAGGCUUUUUGCAUCUUUGGUUUCCUGUAGAAAAUAAAGGCAUUUUUCUUGCUUAGUUUAGAUCACAGAUAAGUACAUUAAGUCAUUAGGCCUCUAAUUUGCACUGGCACUGUUAAGUAAUCUUUCUGUUCCUAAGAAUAAGUAGUAUAAACAGCUGUAUGUCUUUUCAUUAACUUGCUAAAUAAAAUAUUAACACAU